Messenger RNA from Sinocyclocheilus grahami, 1031 nucleotides. RefSeq names its product sideroflexin-5-like. The record is from RefSeq and is a predicted model, not a curated record. NCBI's taxonomy places the organism in Eukaryota, Metazoa, Chordata, Actinopteri, Cypriniformes, Cyprinidae. The transcript is spliced from 9 exons. Gene Ontology annotation, molecular function: citrate transmembrane transporter activity; monoatomic ion transmembrane transporter activity. Gene Ontology annotation, biological process: monoatomic ion transport; mitochondrial transmembrane transport; citrate transport. Gene Ontology annotation, cellular component: mitochondrial inner membrane. The coding region runs from base 1 to 705 and encodes 234 amino acids.
AUGCAUUUCACAGGCUAUGUGCCAUUUGGAACGCCAAUCGUUGUUGGUCUUCUCCUUCCAAACCAGACUUUGGCCUCUACAGUGUUCUGGCAGUGGCUUAACCAGAGUCACAACGCUUGUGUGAACUACGCCAACCGCAAUGCCACAAAGCCAACACCAACUUCAAAGUUUAUUCAGGGAUAUGUGGGUGCCGUCACCAGUGCUGUUUCUAUUGCAGUGGGACUGAAUGUACUUAUUGAGAAAUCCAGCAAAUUUAACCCUGCCACCAGACUGUUCAUACAGAGGUUUAUCCCCUUCCCUGCUGUAGCCAGUGCAAACAUCUGUAACGUGGCUCUAAUGAGACACAAUGAGCUGUCUGAGGGAAUAGAUGUGCUAGACAGCAAUGGGAAUGUAGUGGGAUCCUCACGGAUAGCUGCCAAACAUGCACUGAUAGAAACAGCACUAACGCGAGUAGCGCUACCACUGCCAAUCUUUGUCCUUCCACCAAUAAUAAUGGCCUUCUUGGAAAAGCUUCCUCUGAUGCAGGCCCGUCGCAGAAUGAUGCUGCCUGUGCACAGUUUAGUAUGUCUGGCUGUCUUUGGUCUGUCCUUGCCGCUGGCUAUCAGUCUCUUCCCACAGAUGUCAGAGAUCGAGGCAUCUCACCUUGAGCCGGAAAUUGCCAUGGCAACGGAUUGCAAGGUGCUGACUUACAACAAGGGACUGUGAUGAAAGAGAAAGAAGUUUCUCAGCUGUCUAAGAUUGACGUGUAGCAUAAGAGGUGCAAACAGUAUUGAGGAGAAAAAUGCAUUCCAAGCAAUAGUAACCAGCUAACCUUUUCCUUAACUGCUGAGCCAUUUAUCAGUUUUACAGAACUGUUUAUAAAGUAAUAAUUACUGUAUUUACCAUUUUACUGACAACUAUGACAGGGAGGAAACAAGGCCUUAUAUUAAAUGAUUUUAUAUAUUAAUAAAUAUUAUAUUCAUGUUGAUCAAACUAAUUAUGGGAUAAUGAGAGUAGUUAGGUACUGCUUUAAAUUUUUAAUUAUUCUAUUA